ACCAUAUUUUUCUGGAGGAAUUCAGAUAAAGAUUUCCUACAGAAAUCUGUAAAAUCCUACAACCUGAGCUAUGUUACACCUGACAAUACAGCGACAGCCCGAUCUGAGGAGUAGCAAAGUGAACAUUUUAAAAUGAUGAAAAGAUAUUCUGGCAGCGUAGCUUAAAAAAAGCUUAAGAUAGGAAGCCUAAAUUAACAUUAACCUUUAUUACAGGAGGAGAGGUUAAGCGAAGGUAAAAAAAGAACACAAGUUAACAUGACUUUUUAAAUAGGAGCAUUUAAAUGGAAUCAUAGCCUAAGCUACGGCAGCCUACAGGAAUUUCACUGGGUACUGUUUAUGCAGGCAAUCCUACACGUUAGGCUUUGCUGCACUAACACAGCAUAAAAUAUAGAUUCGGAGAAGAUAACCGAUGGAAGUUAUAAAACCCAACUAUUUUGUUGAAGAUGCUCGCUUUGCAAUAAAUUUGAGUCAGCACCAACGACAGCUCUGCAGUCCUCCAAUGUAGUGCAGAUCAGGUGGUUGCAGAGCCCCAGCUCGCAGCAAUACGAUGCAGCUGAAGAGGCAAGCACAAUCCACAGACAGCAACUGUAGCUACUCUCUAGAACAAGACGACCUCUAAGCCUAAAGCUUUCACAGAAAUGAUGUGCUGAUAUCGCAGAAGAGAUUACGGCAACAAUGGAAUACCCGAUAUUGAAUGCAUCUACCUGUCUGCUGGUCCUUCUGGUUUUCGUACCCACUGGUUUGGGUAUCUGCCCCUCUAACUGUACAUGCUCAGGAAAUGACAGGAAUGUGGACUGUUCAGGCAGAAACUUAACUGUGCUGCCACAUGGACUUCAGGACAACAUCACAUAUUUAAAUCUGUCCUUUAACCAGUUCGUAGAUCUCGAUCAUCAGCUAACGAGAUUCACCAAUCUGAGGACCCUUGAUAUUUCAAAUAAUUGGCUCAAGAAUGUUCCUGCUCAUCUGCCCAAGUCCUUAUGGGAAUUAUAUGCCAUAAACAACAACAUUAAGGUUCUUCAGAAACUUGACACAGCUUACCAGUGGAAUCUUAAAGUGCUCGAUGUCUCCAGGAAUAUGGUGGAAAGAGCUGUUCUGAUCAACAACACACUGAGCAGUCUCAAGUUGCUCAAUCUCAGUAGCAACAAACUUUGGACAGUUCCGACCAAUAUGCCCUACAACAUAGAGACGGUGGAUCUAUCCAGUAACUUCUUGUCCCAGAUACUUCCAGGAACGCUGGUGAGACUACAACACCUUACAAGCCUCUACCUGCACAACAACAAGUUCACAUACAUUCCUGACAAAGCUUUUGACCAGCUCUUUCAGCUGCAAGUAGUAACACUAUAUAACAACCCCUGGUCCUGCAGCGAUGAACAAAAUAUCCUGUAUUUGCUUAAAUGGGUGCAGGGAACAGCUGCCAGUGUUAUAGGGGCUCCCUGUGCCAAUCAAUCUGUGCUUUGGAGGAACGCCACCCCAACUUCAGCAGCUCCCACGGUUAUAGACUCUAGCCUCAUGAUUAAAGGAAUGAAGGCAGCGGACAAAGCUACUUCUCCAGUGGCAACUGAACCAACCCAAAUGACAAAAAUGCAUAAACAACUUAAAGCUAAGGAAGUUUCUACCUUGGCGACCUUAAGCCAAACUGUAUUGUUCACGAGCACAGACCGACCGCUGCUCCUCUAUCCAGAAGAUCCGACAACUAGGAAGGUUAGUUCUCAAGAAGCAGCAGCCACCCACACAAUCUACAUCAAAGAUUCAGCCCAGGUGAACUCAAGCCUGGCUCGCUCAACAGGAUCCUCCACUACUCCUAUGACUCUGAGUAUCACCAGUGGAAUGCCAACAAACUACUCCAAAAUGCCUCAAAGCACAACCGCUACCUUAAGGAGAGAGGAAUCCACUACGAGUGUUUUGAAUACUCAUGUGCCCUCCAAAGCAAGUAUCUGUGAGAUGUAUUUGGUUUAUGUUGUAAUGCUCAAUGCAGUGGCAACGUUCAUUGGCUAAGGGCUUGUCCCUUGUGAAAAUUGUUGAGUUUAUUCCUGUGACACAUAGCUGGAGUUAAGACAUCCAGGUCAAGUAAUGAAUCACAACACAAGAAAUUCAAAGCUCUGACUCUGAUCUAAAGAAAAUAACAGUUCUUCAGUAAAGAAGUGCACACUAAUGUCUUGAUACUAAGCUGCUACUUAUUUUAAUAUGUCUUAAUUGAGUAAAACUAACCUAUGAUUUUGUUUUUUAAAAUGUGCUUAUUUUGUAUUUAAAUUUUUAAUUUUAC
Messenger RNA from Egretta garzetta (little egret), 2263 nucleotides. It is a transcript of the gene OMG, whose product is annotated as oligodendrocyte myelin glycoprotein. Gene Ontology annotation, molecular function: protein binding. The transcript is spliced from 2 exons. The coding region runs from base 676 to 1995 and encodes 439 amino acids. NCBI's taxonomy places the organism in Eukaryota, Metazoa, Chordata, Aves, Pelecaniformes, Ardeidae. Gene Ontology annotation, biological process: neuron projection regeneration. The record is from RefSeq and is a predicted model, not a curated record.